AUUCAGAACUGGAGCAUCAAGGUGUUGCACAAGCAGGCAAAUGCUUCUUGCUGAUGUGUUCAGUCUAUCAUAGUUCCUAGCUCUAUUGUUGCAAAUUCUUUGCUUUGCUGCUUUGGUGUAACAUAGAUGACAAUUAUGUUAUUCCUUUACUUGAUUUGCUUGGAUCUGGUUGUUUAAAUAUUUUCUUGUGAAUUGACCGAAAGCUCAAAAUGGCUGCUGCAGCUGUGCAGUCAUAUCUUGAUUUUCCAAGAUCUUAUCCUUGUACAAUGUGCUGUGGAAUAAAGUGUACAAUGUGAAUCACAUUCUGGAGUACAUUAUAUUCAUUGUUCAUUGUGCUGGGUUGCAUAUGAUUUGAACGCCGGAGUUUGCAUUUGUAUACACUGAUGUUGAGUGAACAAAAACUUAUGGUGAUCUGAUAUCUUCUUGGGCUAUUAACACGCUUUCUUUUGUUUUUUUGCGGGUGAUAGUGUUGUUGAAUGAGAUGACUGAAAACUCAAAUCCUUCAAAUGAAGUCUUCAUUGUGAAGCUGGACAUUAUAUUCUUGUAAAUGCCUGCAUAAUUCUGUCUGCCACACAUGUAUACUGGCUUGGGGGGCAUAAUUCAGUAAAAUAUAGGCAAUUUGGCAUAAUUUUGUCUCACAAUAAUCUUGUUCUUGCGUUGCACAUUGAAUGAAAAAUUGAAGUCUUGGGAGCUGGCAUUGCAUUAUUAGCAGUAUUAAGUAACAUUGUUUUUCUGACUAGAGCCCUUUAAUCUUGGCAUUCUGCAUACACAAUCAGUGGAUCUCUCCAUUCUGGAAUUUUCUGAUGACACUGUGUUUCUGAAGUCAGGUUGAGUUAAAUUAUUGCUCCUGGGUCAUUAGUAUCCUGAUGAUCAUUUCAGGGGCAGUACCCAACUGAAGGACAGCUUGCUAGUUUUUUUGUUGGGAGGGCCGAAAGCAUUGAUGAACUUGGACAAUUUGCAGGUACUUAUUCAAAGCUCCAUCUCGUGAUCUGCGAGUUGCUGCAACCUAAGUUAAUACCAGCUAGACUGUCAUCUUCACACAAGCCGUGUUUGUCAUGCUUAAUACAAAAAUGAAGCACGUCUCAAGCUGUCCUAUUAUACAUAAUGACUGACUUAAUGACUUCACCUUAUCUCCUUGGUUAACCUUUUCAUCCAUCAUGAAAAAUAAUCUUUUGUUGUCUGAAGUGCUGUAGUUUCAAUCCUGCACAGGGCCAAGACUUGAACAAUACAGAUUUCUGAGUUACAAGGUUUGAUAUUUCGUAAGUUAGUCAAUCAGAUGAAGGAGUCUUGCACAUCUUGAACAUGUCUUACAAGUCACAAAUCACAUAGAAAAAUUAUGAAUUGCAAGCUGAGCUUUGUUCACCUCCUUUUAUCGUAUUUUAUUUUAUUUAUUACCUCCAGCACUUCUUCUCCAUGAUCACCUACACCUCCAAUUAUCCUAUGUCUGUUUUCCUUUGUAACUUAAUUGCAGAUCAUGCGGAUCAUUUAAUGCAAGCAUAUAAUUGCCUUGAUUAUUGAUCUUUUCUUUUCUUAGGCCACGAGUUGUGACAUUAUAAUCAUCUUGGACCCUUGGGACAUCACUAAGAUACUGCUGUCUCUUAAGUGGCUCAAGGGGCAAAUGAUUUUGUAUGCAAUUUUUCUAGUAUCUGAACAGGAAGAUUGAGGGAUGGGGCAUUGCGUUUCAGGCAUUAACUACUACCAUCUUGCUGUCAUUCUAAUCUGGAACUCGAGUCAAAAUUAUAUCUGAAAAGAUUCCAUGAGAAUGCAGUAUAAAUGAUGUCCUCGCCUGCACCAUGCAUACAGACAUUGCCAAGUAGAAAAUAGAAUUGAAGGUUCAUAUCAGCAGAAUGGAAGCAAAGGGCGCAUCCAUUUGGAGUGAGGAAUCUGAGAUGAUUGCUCACCUGCAGUCCAUGUUCUGGAACAGCAGUGAUGCUGAUGUCAGCCUUUCUUCCCCCAACAGUAGCACCAGUUCUUGUAUUGAACCUGGCACAUUGCCUACUGCCUUGUUCCUUCCACUUAUUGAAAAAGAGAGUUAUGACACAGCGCCAUUGCAGAACGCUGCCACAGAUUGGUGCUUUGAUCACCAGAGUGAGGCCUUUGCUUCAAUUGAUAAUGCAGUUACUGGUGACAAGAGGGCCCUUCUCAUGGAUGAGAGAAGGAAGAAGAGUAAGAACAGUAACAAGAAACCCCGUAUUAUUGCCCCAGUACUGAUGACAACUUCAAGUGCUCUUGAUGAUAAGGCCAAUACUGAGCUUAUCAAUCUCAGCAGCUACUGGUGCUGUAGCUCUGAAGAUGAUUCUAUUGGCGUGUGUGAGGAAUCUGUUGUUCUGAAAGAAAGUAGCAGUUCUAGAGGUCGUAGUCGGUCCUCAAAGAAUUCACAGAGUCUUUACGCAAAGAAGAGAAGAGAGAGGAUUAAUGAGAAAUUAAAAACACUGCAGCAGCUAAUUCCCAACGGCACCAAAGUUGACAUGAGCACUAUGCUGGAGGAGGCAGUUCAGUACGUCAAGUUUCUGCAGCUGCAAAUAAAGCUAUUGAGCUCUGAUGAGACAUGGAUGUACGCUCCUCUUGCCUACAACCACUCGAGCAUUGAUAUUAAUCUGAAUUCUUCUGCAAAGAAAUGAUGACUAUCCAAAAAGAAUUGGGCAAACUGAUCAUAAUUCAGAAGGAUGGGACCUGUCAAGUCAAACCCAGUACAUGUUGCAUCUGUUUUUUAGACCUGUAUUUAACCCUGACUUUACAUAAUUCAGUUGCUUCUUGUAAGUAAGAGCAUGAGAUUAAUUUAUGAUACAGUUGGAGCAAAGGAUCUCCCUUGUCAAAUGAUGAGAUAAUGUAUCAAAGAUUUCUACAGAAUUUACAAUCAUGAGGUCACAGUGGCCUACACACAUAGUAAAA
Panicum virgatum (switchgrass) is the source of this 2892-nucleotide messenger RNA. RefSeq names its product transcription factor BHLH133-like. The transcript is spliced from 5 exons. NCBI's taxonomy places the organism in Eukaryota, Viridiplantae, Streptophyta, Magnoliopsida, Poales, Poaceae. The coding region runs from base 1848 to 2621 and encodes 257 amino acids. The record is from RefSeq and is a predicted model, not a curated record. Gene Ontology annotation, cellular component: nucleus. Gene Ontology annotation, molecular function: DNA-binding transcription factor activity, RNA polymerase II-specific; RNA polymerase II cis-regulatory region sequence-specific DNA binding; protein dimerization activity. Gene Ontology annotation, biological process: regulation of transcription by RNA polymerase II.